AUGGCUACUCUGACACGAAGCCGCUUGCAGCCUGUUACUUAUUCCCCAGAGGGCGCCGUAACAAUUUCGUACCCGACUCUCCAAUCUUCACCGUUGGCAUUACAGGCAUCAAUUGAAACAGCAUUUGGGUCGGAUCCAAAUGCACUGGGAAUCAUUGUCGUCAAAGACCUGCCGUCAGAUUAUGCUGCUAAGCGGGAACGAUUAUUGAUGUUGGUGAAUCGAUUUGCACGAUUACCGGAGAGCUCGAAGGAGAGGUAUGUGGACCCGAAGAGCCGGUAUAGCUUUGGCUGGUCGCAUGGAAAGGAAAUUAUGAACGGCAAGCCAGACACAUUGAAAGGCUCAUAUUAUGCAAAUCCACUGGUUGACAGUCCAAACAUGAGUGCCGAACAGAGGGAUGCCUAUCCGGAAUACUACGGGGAAAACAUCUGGCCAGCUCCAGACGAACCUGGUGUGGAAGGUUUCGAGGAAGCGUUCAAGGAUCUCGGAAAGUUUAUCUACAAACUUGGCAGCGAACUAGCAGCUGCGUGUCAACCCUUCGCCUCCAAGCACCUUUCGGAUCGUUCGCUCUCUUUACCUGAGCUUAUCUCGAAGCAAACGACGAAGGCUCGCCUGCUCCACUACUUCCCACCAGAACCAGAAUCGCAGGAUACGACGAAACCUAAGGAGGACGAACCUAUCGACAGCUGGUGUGGUUUUCAUCUGGACCACUCACUUCUUACAGGUCUAUGUUCAGCAAUGUACCUCUCCCAAGAACCAGACCAACCCGCGAAGCUCGUACCUUCUCCCUCUCCACACUCUGGGCUCUAUAUCCGCUCGCGUGGCGGAACACUCACGAAGGUGUCCAUCCCCACCGACUGUCUCGCCUUCCAGACUGGUGAAGCACUAGAACUCGCUACUGGCGGGAAGCUCCGCGCCACGCCUCAUUGCGUUCGCGUUGGCUCGUGUAAAGGUGAAGAAGAUGCAAAACGACAAGUUUCGCGUGAGACGUUCGCUCUGUUUAUGCAGCCCGAGACGCACCAGCUGGUCGGACCAGACGAAACGUUCGGCCAGUUCAGUAAGAGGAUAUUCAAUGAACAUUAUAAGGAUAAGGAGACCGGCGUCUCUGCUGCAGCUUAUUAG
Molecule: messenger RNA, 1119 nt
Organism: Fomitiporia mediterranea MF3/22
Lineage: Eukaryota; Fungi; Basidiomycota; Agaricomycetes; Hymenochaetales; Hymenochaetaceae
Product: Clavaminate synthase-like protein
Exons: 8
Coding region: 1-1119 (372 amino acids)
Source: RefSeq, a predicted model, not a curated record